AUGGAUAAUAUUGAUUGGGGCAAUGUGCUUCAGCAAAGCUUCAUAAUGUCAAGCACAAAUUACAACCCUCUCUGCUUCAACAACAACAACGGUUGGGAUGUCGCCGUCAAUGCUGGAUCGGCAGCAAACACCGCCUCAUUCGCAUCCCUCGACUGCCUUGCCAACACCACCGCCACAUCAGCCGAGCAAGACGACGGAAUCUCCCUCAUCUUCUCGGACUGCGAAAACCUCUGGAAUUUCGCGAAACUGAGGAAAACAGCUCCUUCAUUUUCGCGAAAUUCAGAAGAAAUCACUCAAGAUCGCCACGGAUCUUCAGCUAAUGACAAAAAGAGGAAGAGAGAGGCGCCGAUCCGAUCAACGAAUCUCGAUUUCCGGUCGAAAUUUUCCGAUCACAGCGGCGGUUUCCACCUCACAUCGGAAAACCGGCAAAUUUCAAAAAAAUUAGAAAAACCGGUUCCGAUUCCGUCAUCUUCGAACAUCAAUUUCCAGUCGUCGGGCGACGAGCCGGACGCGGAGGCGAUCGCGCAGAUGAAGGAGCUAAUCUACCGCGCGGCGGCGCUGAGGCCGGUGAGCUUCGGCGAGGAGGCGGCGGAGAGGCCGAGGAGGAAGAACGUGCGGGUUUCGAGCGAUCCGCAGACGGUGGCGGCGAGGCAGAGGAGAGAGAGGAUCAGCGAGAGAAUCAGGGUUUUGCAGAAGCUGGUCCCCGGCGGCGGGAAAAUGGACACGGCGUCGAUGCUGGAUGAAGCGGCGAAUUAUCUCAAAUCCCUCAGAUCGCAGGUCAGAGCUCUCGAAGCGUUGGGGAAGAAGAGUUUGAUUGAUCCAACGGUCCAUAAUUUUCCCGCGAAUACGAAGUUUGCAUUUUCGCCGUUGCUAAGCUACUCAUUCGCCAUGCAGCAGCAGCCCCGGUUCGAGCCGUUUUAG
This is a messenger RNA of Salvia splendens (bonfire salvia), 921 nucleotides long. RefSeq names its product transcription factor bHLH87. The record is from RefSeq and is a predicted model, not a curated record. NCBI's taxonomy places the organism in Eukaryota, Viridiplantae, Streptophyta, Magnoliopsida, Lamiales, Lamiaceae. The transcript has a single exon. Bases 1 to 921 code for a protein of 306 amino acids. Gene Ontology annotation, molecular function: DNA-binding transcription factor activity; protein dimerization activity. Gene Ontology annotation, biological process: regulation of DNA-templated transcription.